Messenger RNA from Rubroshorea leprosula, 1151 nucleotides. Lineage: Eukaryota; Viridiplantae; Streptophyta; Magnoliopsida; Malvales; Dipterocarpaceae. The record is from the annotation of a GenBank genome assembly.
CAUUUCAAUAUGGAGCAUACAAUCUCCCCCUAGAACUACUGGAUUAUUGAUUAUCUCUUUCUUGUCAAGAUGAAGAAUCUUGUUUCUUUGUUGCUUUGCAUGUUAGCUUUCGGAGUUCUUGCGUUCACCGAAGCCGGCAGGCUCCAGGAGGACUUCUACUGUCAAAGCUGUCCUCUUGCCGAGGAGAUUAUAAAAAAUUCAACGUGGGAACACGUCAAGGCCAACCCUACCGUACCAGCCAGGCUUCUCAGACUGCACUUUCAUGACUGCUUUGUUAGGGGUUGUGAUGGUUCCAUUUUGUUGAACUCAACUGCGAACAACACUGCAGAGAAGGCCGCAACGCCGAACCUGACCUUAUUGGGUUUCGACGUGAUUGAUGAUAUAAAAGAAAAAGUAGAGAAAGCAUGUCCAGGAGUUGUGUCUUGUGCUGAUAUUCUUGCUUUGGCUGCCAGAGAUUCUGUUUCAUUCCAAUAUAAAAGAAAUCUCUGGAAAGUGUAUACUGGUAGAAGAGAUGGCAUCAUUUCGCGAGCUUCUGAAGUCUCGGGCAAUAUUCCUUCUCCUUUCUCCAACUUCACCGUCCUUAAACAAAAUUUUGCCAAAAAAGACCUCAACGUGCUUGACCUUGCCGUGUUAUCAGGUGGACACACAAUCGGAGUAGGGCAUUGCAAUGCCUUUAGGAACCGGCUCUACAACUUCACUGGGAAAGGCGGCCAAGACCCUUCAUUGAAUCCGACCUACGCUGCUUUCCUCAAGACCAAAUGCAAGAGCCUAAGCGAUAACACUACGUUCGUCGCAAUGGAUCCCGGUAGCGCUCUGAACUUCGACAAUCACUACUAUGUCACCCUGGAGCAACAUAAGGGUCUGUUUCAGUCCGAUGCAGCGCUUCUUACUAACAGGGGCGCACGCAAAAUCGUUCGAAAUUUCCUCAAUUCAUCAAGGUUCUUUAGGCAGUUUGCGCAGUCGAUGGUGAAGAUGGGAGACAUUGAAGUUCUCACAGGCAAGAAAGGGCAGAUCAGGAAGCGUUGUGCUUUUGUCAACUCCUAAGUAAUUAUUAAGGAUUUAAGUUGUUAAUUUUAUUUAUGUUAUUGUAUUUGUCAUAAUAAACCAGAUGAUCCAUUUAUGGGUCAAUCUAAUUAAGAUUAAUUUGUGAU